Macrobrachium nipponense is the source of this 1851-nucleotide messenger RNA. RefSeq lists its product as uncharacterized. The record is from RefSeq and is a predicted model, not a curated record. The transcript has 2 exons. Lineage: Eukaryota; Metazoa; Arthropoda; Malacostraca; Decapoda; Palaemonidae. Bases 1 to 1851 code for a protein of 616 amino acids.
AUGGAGAAACUAUUGAAGCCUACCCGUCUGGAUCUGGACCCCAGCUCCCCUUCUGCAGCAAAGGAAUGGCGGCAUUGGCACAAGACGUUUUCCAACUUUAUUCAAGAAUGUGGUGAAAUGGCUCCAAAUAAACUAAGGACACUCGUGAACUAUGUCAGUCCUAAUGUAUAUGAAUACAUUGAGGAGUGUGUGAAUUAUGAUACUGCCAUUUCCACUUCGGAAAAGUUAUACAGUAUUAAGGCACCUAAUGAAAUAUUCACCAGGCAUUUACUUGCUACUCGCCAACAAAAGGCAGGAGAAACUUUGGAUGAGCUUUUGAGAGAAUUGCUUAAAUUAGGCAAGGACUGUAAUUUAAAGGCAGUUAGUGCAGAACAGUACAGAGAAGAGCUGAUCAGGGAUGCUUUUAUAAAUGGCCUGGCCUCACCUAUGUUUCGGCAGCAUCUCCUUGAAAAUAAAACUCUAGACUUACAGGCAGCUUACAACCAGGCGUACUCUUUAGACCUUGCGCAACGUAAUGCUAGUUUUUACAGUCACAUGCUUCCUCAUGUUGGGCAUACUGCUGCUGUGGUUACCCCUGAUCAUGUUCUUAUUGCAGAUGAUCAUGUGAAGAGUGGACCAACGAAGGGGCAUGCAAAAGCGUGCCUGUCCAAACAAUCUGCAUAUGGAAGUAAAUCUACAGCAGCUACAGUAUUUGAUCCCUCACAGUCAUCUGUUCUUGCGGCUAAUGCUGGGACCACUUUUCCUCAGAGCCUCUAUCGGGCAGCUACCACAACAACAAUCAAUGGACGGAAGUUGACAGCCCUUGUCGACUCGUGCAGUGAUGACAGUUAUAUAGAUGCAGAUGUAGCAUGGGAAUUGAAGCUGCCAAUACAUCCCACCGAUAAAGACGUCGCUUUAGCACAGAAAUCUUUGCAUACAAACUCUUCAGGUUAUGUCAAUGUGGACUUGACUCUUCAUCUUAAUGGAGAAACUUAUCCAUCCACACGUCUAGCAGUAAUGAAGGAUUUAUGUUCGGGAGUAUUACUUGGUCAGGACUUCCAAGAACAGCAUCAGAAAGUAACUAUUGAAUAUGGUGGACCGAAACCUGUGCUCAACUUAUCUGGUGCUAACUCCUACUGUUCGUUGGCAGCCGCUGCUGUGGAUGAGCCUUCUAUCUUCCAGCAUUUGUUACCUAAUUGUAAGCCUAUUGUCACCAAAUCAAGACACUACUGUAAAGAUGACAAAGAAUUCAUCGAAGCGGAGACUAGUCGUCUCUUAGCCGAGGGUGUUAUUGAGGAUAGCAUAUCACCGUGGAGAGCUCAAGUUGUGGUGGUUAAGGAUCCCUUAAAUCGACAUAAGAAAAGGAUGUGUGUUGAUUAUUUGCAAACUAUCAACCUGUAUACAGAACUGGAUGCUUAUCCAUUACCUUGGAUUGACACCAUGGUUAAUGAACUCUCAACAUAUAGAGUAUUUUCGACUUUUGACUUGAAAAGCGCUUACCACCAAAUCCCACUAAAGGAAUCGGACAAGAAGUAUACAGCUUUUGAAGCCAACAGACGCCUGUACCAGUUCUGUAGAGUACCUUUUGGAGUUACCAAUGAAGUAGCAGUCUUUCAACGAACUAUGGAUAAGUUGGUGAAAGAAGAAAACUUACAAGGUGCUUUCCCAUAUUUGGACAAUAUCACUAUUGCUGGACACACUCAAGAACAACAUGAUCAGAAUGUGCAGCACUUUCUUGAGGUCAUCAACAAGAGGAACCUAACUCUCAAUGCUACUAAAACUAUUAAACCUAUUAAAUCUGUGUGUACCAUUAACCCUUUAACACUGAUUGGACAUAUUAAACAUCGACUAAAAUUGUCUGUCAUAUGCUGA